Porites evermanni is the source of this 1360-nucleotide messenger RNA. The record is from the annotation of a GenBank genome assembly. NCBI's taxonomy places the organism in Eukaryota, Metazoa, Cnidaria, Anthozoa, Scleractinia, Poritidae.
AUGGAAGACUAUCACGAUGUGUAUUUAAUCACUGAUACUCUCCUUCUAGAGGAUGGUUUUGAAAUUUUUCGAAAUAUCUGCUUAGCCACGUAUGAUUUACAUUCAGCUCUUUACUACACCGCGCCUGCAUUAGCUUGGUAUGCAGCUCUAAAGUUAACCAACAUCAAGCUCGACACCUUGACGGAUAUUAAUCAAUAUUUGUUCAUUGAGCAAGGAUUGCGCGGGGGUAUUUUCAUGACCACUCAUUGGUAUGCUCAAGCCAACCACAGCUACCUUGAUAAAAAAAAUCCAAUGCUGCCCUUCUCCUACAUUAUUUACCUUGACGCGAAUAAUCUUUAUGGGUGGGCGAUGUCGUAACCACUCCCGGCCAGUCGUUUUGAGUGGAUGAAGGAUGUGAGAGACGUCAAGGUGCAAGAGGUGUCAGAUGAUAGCCCCACCGGUUACAUCUUGGAAGUGGAUUGGAGUACCCACCCCAUCUCCAUGAUACACACAACGAUUAUCCACUAGCUCCAGAACAUCUCAAGAUCACGUGUGAGAUAACAAGCACUUACUCUCAAGCUCUUGGGGAGGCCUUGCACUAUCGCCACAGAAAAGUGGAGAAACUAGUACCCAGUCUCCACAACAAGGAGAAGUAUAUUCUCCAUCACCGAAAUUUAAAGUUGUACCUUGAUUUGCGGAUGAAACUCUCCAAGAUCCAUGGAGUCCUCCAGUUCAAGCAGGAGCCAUGGUUGAAACAGUACAUUGAUUUGAACACGCAAAUAAGCGCUCAAGCGAAGAAUGGGUUUGAAAAAGACUUUUAUAAACUCACGAACAAUAGCGUGUUUGGCAAAACAAUGCAGAACAUCCGAAAGCAUGUCAAAGUGGAGCUAGUCAUAGAGUCUCAAAAAAUGAAAAAACUGGUGGCUAAACCUACUUUCAAGGUCGCUAAGCAGUUUAAUGAACAUCUGGUGGGUGUGAAUAUGGUGAGGGAAAAGCUUUUAUUGAACAAGCCCGUCUACACCGGUUUCACCUUUUUAGACCUCUUUAAGGUUCUCAUGUACCAAUUCCAUUACUAGUACAUGCUCCCCAAGUAUCAAGCACUCAUCUAAAGCUCCUCUCUACCGAUAUCGACAGCCUUUGCUAUCAAGUCUUCACCGAUCAUUUCUACCGAGACAUCCAACCAGACUUGGAGAAGUUUGACACGGCUGAUUACCCGAAACAACAUGUUCUCCACAGCCCCGUGAACAAGAAGGUGAUUGGAAAAUUCAAGGACGAAACCAGUGGCUGCCUCAUUCGAGAAUUGGUAGGGUUACGUCCGCAAAUAUAUAGCUUCAUUCUAAAAAACGAUGGAAAGGAAAAAGAAAAGAAGACAGCCAAGGGG